GCGUUUGUUUUGUUGUCUAGCCCUUUCCAAGACACAUAUGUGAGAGUCAGUUUUUACAUGAGAGUCAGGUUAAGACGGUUCAGAAGAAAGACAACAGGUUUUCUCAUAUGUAAAGCGUGAAGUAUGCAUGUUUCUCUCCUAGCAGAUUGCAAAACAAACAGCAGUUCCCAGAGAUGCAGUGGUGCAGGUGGGUCGGCGACUGGACGUCUCACCUCCAGACGCAGUCCACAGGGCAAGAGGAUGAAGAUCGCUGUGACUUUCUGUUCAAGAUCAUCCUGAUCGGCGACAGCAAUGUAGGAAAGACCUGCGUGAUCCACAGCUUCAAGUCUGGGGUCUUCAGUGACAACCAGCACAACACUAUUGGAGUGGACUUCACCGUUCGCAGCAUGGACAUCGAUGGGAAGAAAGUAAAGAUGCAGGUCUGGGACACGGCGGGACAGGAGCGUUUCCGCACCAUCACACAGAGUUACUACCGAAGCGCCCACGGUGCCAUGAUCGCCUACGACCUGACCCGACGACCCACCUUUGAGUCUCUGCCGCACUGGAUACAAGGAGUGGAGCAGUACGGAGCCGCCAAUGUCGUCUUCGUUCUGAUAGGAAAUAAGUGUGACCUGGAGGCGCAGCGGCAGGUGCUGUUUGAGGACGCGUGCACGCUGGCGGAGCGGACCGGUGCGCUGGCCGCCCUCGAGACCUCCGCCAAACAGUAUCAUAACAUCGAGGAAGCCUUCGAACUGAUGGCCCGGGAACUCAUAGUACGACACGGAGGAAUAGUCCAUCAGGACAACCAAUCAGAUUCACAGACCGUUUACAUGCACUCGGAUUCUCAUCCAAUAGAUGGAGGAAAACACCUGCAGAAGAGGUCAUGUGACUGCUGACUGACAAGUUCAUUCUAUUGUUUAAUAAUAAUAAUAUGAUAUAAACUCAGCAAAAAAAAAAAGAAAAAAAAAAAAGAAGUCAUGCAAGCAUUUGCAUUUUACAAAAUUACAUUUAAAAUACAGUAUCCUGAAAAAAGGACGUUUCCUUUUUCCUGAGUUUAUAUAUAAUUAAUAAUUAUUUAUUAAAUAUUAUAUAUAUAUAUAUAUAUAUAUAUAUAUAUAUAUGGACAAAGAUGCUAAAAACAGUGGAUA
Molecule: messenger RNA, 1127 nt
Organism: Megalobrama amblycephala (Wuchang bream)
Lineage: Eukaryota; Metazoa; Chordata; Actinopteri; Cypriniformes; Xenocyprididae
Gene: rab19
Product: ras-related protein Rab-19
Exons: 4
Coding region: 174-875 (233 amino acids)
Cellular component (GO): trans-Golgi network
Molecular function (GO): GTP binding; GTPase activity
Source: RefSeq, a predicted model, not a curated record